Messenger RNA from Pangasianodon hypophthalmus (striped catfish), 2078 nucleotides. It is a transcript of the gene metap1, whose product is annotated as methionyl aminopeptidase 1. NCBI's taxonomy places the organism in Eukaryota, Metazoa, Chordata, Actinopteri, Siluriformes, Pangasiidae. Gene Ontology annotation, molecular function: metalloaminopeptidase activity. The record is from RefSeq and is a predicted model, not a curated record. The coding region runs from base 39 to 1199 and encodes 386 amino acids. Gene Ontology annotation, biological process: proteolysis. The transcript is spliced from 11 exons.
UCUCUCUCUCUCUCUCUCUCUCUCUCUCGACUCAAAGCAUGGCGGCGGUGCUGGCGACACGGGCGUGCGAGACCGAGGGCUGCAGUAAAGAAGCCAAACUGCAGUGUCCCACUUGUAUUAAACUCGGGAUACAAGGAUCAUAUUUCUGCUCUCAGGAAUGUUUCAAAGGCAGCUGGGGUACCCACAAACUGCUUCACAAGAAAGCAAAGGAGGACAAAAAGGAUGAGGAAAAGAACUGUGUGGAGAAGGAGGUCAACACAGAUCCCUGGCCUGGAUACAAGUACUCUGGCAAGCUGCGACCUCACUAUCCUCUGACACCCAUGCGGCCUGUUCCAGGGCACAUUCAGAGGCCGGACUAUGCUGAUCACCCGCUGGGGAUGUCUGAGACGGAGCAGACCCUUAAAGGGACUUCGCAAAUUAAGAUCCUUACUCCUGAAGAGACUGAGGGCAUGAGAAUCGUCUGCAAGCUGGCGCGAGAGGUUCUCGACAUUGCUGCCAUGAUGGUGAAACCUGGAGUGACAACAGAGGAGAUUGAUCAUGCUGUACAUCUGGCAUGCACAGCGCGGAACUGCUAUCCAUCACCCCUCAACUAUUACAACUUUCCAAAGUCCUGCUGUACUUCAGUUAAUGAGGUCAUCUGCCAUGGAAUACCAGACCGCCGCACCCUACAAGAGGGGGACAUCCUUAAUGUGGACAUUACUGUUUUCCACAACGGUUACCAUGGAGAUCUGAACGAGACUUUUUUUGUGGGUGAAGUGGAUGAUGGGGCAAAAAGGCUGGUGCAGACUACAUAUGAAUGCCUUAUGCAAGCUAUUGAUGCUGUGAAGCCUGGUGUACGUUAUCGGGAGCUGGGGAACAUCAUUCAGAAACAUGCACAGGCUAAUGGAUUUUCUGUGGUGCGAAGUUACUGUGGUCAUGGCAUCCACAAACUCUUUCACACGGCACCCAACGUGCCGCAUUAUGCAAAGAAUAAAGCUGUUGGAGUGAUGAAACCUGGUCAUGUCUUCACGAUUGAACCCAUGAUCUGUGAAGGUGGUUGGCAGGAUGAGACAUGGCCAGAUGGUUGGACAGCUGUUACUCGAGAUGGGAAACGGUCUGCCCAGUUUGAACACACACUUCUGGUGACCGAAACAGGUUGUGAAAUUCUCACUCGUCGACUCGAUGAAAAUGGCCGUGCUCACUUCCUGUCACAGAUGUAGAGUGCUCGGGUGAGAAUACAAGCCCUUCCCCAGUGGAGGACACAUCCACUCCGCCCCUGUCACUGAUCAGCCAAUCACACUGUGGUUCUCUGUUGGGCAGAAGAUUAUUGGCCAAGUGGCCAUGGUAAUGGACUGUCUGAUUGGGCGAGAAGUGGAGAUUUGUUUAUUUAUGAAUUUAUCAUCUGAACAGUCAUAGGACUCAGCUUGGAUCUGAUCAGACUGGAAGGCACUGACCUUUGACCUGCUCGCAGUGCCACCACCCUUUGCUUGGAGUGUGUGUGUGUGUGUGUGUGUGUGUGUGUGUGUGUGUGUAUGCAUGAAUGAAUGAGUGAAUGAGUGAGUGUGUGUAUGUAUAUAUACAUACCUGCACACACUUUAUUGAAUGUUUGAGUUCAGGAUUAAUUGUGUGUGUCCUAGUAUGAAUGGUAUGCAUGUCAUGCAUUUCCACAUGAUACCAAACAGACUGGUUAAUAAAAUCUUACUGCAUUUUUUUUUCUUUCCUUUUUUGUUUAUCCUAAACAUACUCCCUGGCCAUAGCCUCCUGUUUACAAAAGAGUGCCUCAUGACAAACAAUGUCUUUCAUGAAGUUCCACCAGAGUGCAUCAGACCCUUCUGUUGUGGCUUAUUUAAAUAAAUGAUAUAAGUGAGGGUAUAGUUCAUUUGUUAUUGGCUGAUGCAGUACAGAAGUGUUCUGCAGGGUCGAUCUAACAUUGCUAGGUUUUUGGUCAUUGGUGCUGUGUGUGUGUGUGUGUCUGCAACCCAGUCAAACCCAUUUCACUGAUCUGCAUUCAAGCUGUAUUAAAGCAGAUUUUCCCUGUGGAUGGUCUCUAGGUUUUGUGUUGUUCACCCAAAUGUGAGUAAACUGUGUGUCUGUGUCUC